AGUCUAUGAACACAGCCCUGAUUCACUUUGUCAGUAUCGUCUUGUUACCCUCACACACUCAAAUAACAUGAGCUUGGACGGCUUCCAGAAGGCUCUAGCGGACCUUCAGGCCCACUGCUCCAAGCUGCUCGGUAACCUCACCCAUCUCCCAUCUCACUGCAGCUCAUUUCCAGCCCUUCACACCAGCCCGCCCUGGGCUCGGAUAGCCCCAACGGGCCGGAGCAGGCCCAUGUCGGUCGAGGCAAUCGAGGAGCGCUUGGAGGGCAUACCCGUUUACGCCCUCAGCAACGCUUCGGAGGAGUUUCUCUUGGUCUCGGGCUCUUCAACUGGAAAAAACCUUGGUCUCUUCUGCUUUAACAAGGACGAUGCCGAAGCGCUCCUCAGCCAGGUCACGCUUAUGGAACCUCACGCUCGCGCGGGCUCCAAAGUCGUCCCCAUUGCGCUUAACAAGGUGUUUCAGCUCAAGGUGAACGGCGUUGCGUUUAGAUUGAUACCGGAGUUUUCUCAAAUACAGAAUGCUCUCAAAGAAAGGGAAAAAUCUGGCUCUGCUUCUAGUGGCUUCUCUGGUGUUCCAGUUUUUCAGGUUUUUCUCUUAGCCUUUUAAGUCUAGACACGUCAUUUGUUUCUUAAUUCUGCUAUUAAAAAUUGAGUAUUCAAGGAAUGUGUCACAACAUUUUAAUACUGCAUUAGUUUUAGGAGAAGGAAGGCUCACCCGAUGUUUGAGGCUCCCACCUAGUUGGGUUUGGGGAAGGUUG
Molecule: messenger RNA, 755 nt
Organism: Vigna umbellata (rice bean)
Lineage: Eukaryota; Viridiplantae; Streptophyta; Magnoliopsida; Fabales; Fabaceae
Source: RefSeq, a predicted model, not a curated record